Closterium sp. NIES-65 is the source of this 762-nucleotide messenger RNA. The record is from the annotation of a GenBank genome assembly. Lineage: Eukaryota; Viridiplantae; Streptophyta; Zygnematophyceae; Desmidiales; Closteriaceae.
AUGAAGUCGAACACGACUAACCACCGUUCAUUGUUUCUCGCAGAUGAAAGCCACGAUGAAUCGUCCGACGAGCAAGCGCAGGGCCGCCCUCGCACCGGCCAACGGACCAAACAUCCAAGGCGCAGCCUCGAUGACGUCAACAAAGCUGACGUCGCUGGGAAAACCGUCCCUGCACCGGCAGCUGGAGUGAAGUCCGUGGCUGGCGGUGGUCCCCUCGAUGCUGCUGCAAGUGGUCCCUUCCCUGCUGCUGCCGCUGCUGGUGGAUCUUCCCCUGCUGUCGCUGCAGCCGGGUCUUCCCCUGCUGCCGCUGCUGCCGGAUCUUCCCCUGCCGCAGCUGCUGCCGGACCUUCCCGUUCUGCUAUUCCUGACGGUGGUUCCCCUCCUGUUGAUGUGGCUCCCGAUGCUGUUGUUCCCGCCGGGACACCUGCUGCUGUUGAAGGAAACCCCAACCGCAGCCCAAUGGAGUUGCUUAUGACCCGGGCGACGGGGCGUGCGUAUGCAACUGAUGCCGCUCGCUUCGACGAGGAAGCGCGCGCCGAACCUGAUGUGAAUGAGGAGCUUCGAACUAAGGCAGAAGCUCAUAAGGCGAUCGCCGGAGUUUAUCAGAAAGAGAAUGGUCGCCUCGCCGAUGACCUGAAAAGCGCGCUGGUGCUUAUAACGCACCUUGCUAAGAAGACUACGCAAGUGGACCAGUCGACUCUCGACUGGAAGGUACGGGUUUGCAUUUCAUUGACCAUCGUAACCCAGUUUCAUUCGUCCUGA